ACAGCCCUCCGCCCCCCCGCCCCUUCCCCCUCCUCCUCGUCUCUCGUUCUCGCUGCGACGAACCCUAAAUCCCUUCCCUCUUCCAACUCUGCUCCUCGAUCGAGGAAGAGUCGAUCGCAGAAGACCAGGAACGCUUGCCCCUUCGCGCUCUUUUGCUCUGAUCCGAGGGGGAGUUGUUCUCAGGAUAGGCUGUCAUGGCUGACGACGAGCCGCAGCCCCUUAACUAUGUCCAAGAGACAGUGUUGAAGAAAAGAAAAAACAAUGAGGAAUGGGUUAUCAAGAAAAGGGAGCGAUUAGCAGAGCGAAAGAAAAGUAAAGAAAGCUUGAAGCCUGCCAUUAAAAGGCCUGAAGAGUUUGUCAAAGAAUAUCGUGACAAAGAGCUGGACUUUGUUCGCAUGAAGCAGAGGCUAAAGCUACGGAAAUCUUCCAAUGAUGCCAUAAAGUCUAAGUUACUUUUUGUUAUUCGCAUCCAUGGAUCAAAGGAUAUGCAUCCCCGGACAAGACAAAUCUUAAAUAAGUUGCGGUUGAGACAUAUCUUAAGUGGUGUAUUUCUGAAAGCCAAUGAAGCAAAUUUGAGAAUGCUUCUGACUGUAGAACCGUUCAUUACUUAUGGUUAUCCUACUUCGAAAAGUGUGAGGGAGCUUGUUUACAAGAAGGGCUGUGGAAAUAUAGAAAAGGAGAGGACUCCUCUUACUGACAACAACGUCAUUGAGCAGGCACUUGGGAAGUAUGGUAUCAUCUGUCUUGAAGAUGUCGUGCAUGAGAUCGCCACAGUGGGAUCACAUUUCAAGGAGGUUACCAGCUUCCUGUGGCCAUUCAAGCUUAAAUGCCCAGAACGCAGAUUACAGAUGAAGAAAAAGCUCUACAAGGAGGGUGGCGAUGCAGGCAACCGUGAAGAUCACAUCAAUGAGCUCAUUGAUAAGCUGAACUAAGAGGGAUGAGCUUGUGGUGGUCCAUGUCAAGCAUGGAUGACAUCAAUUAAACUAGUUUUGCCAGAUGUUUUAGCUUUUUAUGGCUUGGAAAAGUAUUUAGUGGAAAUCAGUAAUGUUGUAUUCCCUGGCAUCUUUUUUUUGUUUUCUUCUUUUAACAUCAAAAUCAUAAUCGUCGUCUUUUUGACUCUUUUAACAUCCUCAAUAGAUUCUUCCACUCGUCAUGUUCAUAAUUUUGUUUUAAUGAUCAUCUUUUUUCAUUUUUGGCA
Molecule: messenger RNA, 1198 nt
Organism: Musa acuminata AAA Group (dessert banana)
Lineage: Eukaryota; Viridiplantae; Streptophyta; Magnoliopsida; Zingiberales; Musaceae
Product: large ribosomal subunit protein uL30x-like
Exons: 6
Coding region: 195-932 (245 amino acids)
Biological process (GO): maturation of LSU-rRNA from tricistronic rRNA transcript (SSU-rRNA, 5.8S rRNA, LSU-rRNA)
Cellular component (GO): cytosolic large ribosomal subunit
Molecular function (GO): RNA binding; structural constituent of ribosome
Source: RefSeq, a predicted model, not a curated record